AGCUCCAAGGAGUUCCUAAAACUUGUUGACUGGAACACGGAAGUAGGACUGGAGACGAGGGUUUAUUAUCAUAAUUCCGUUCAUCGUAUGGAGUAAAGAAAGAUUGACUUAUCUAGCUGUCUGUAACUCCAGUGAAAAUGUCUAAACUACAGUUGUUUCGUGUGUUUCUAAACGAGCGCUUAACAGCGGCUGCUUUAGAAAUUUUCGGCGCAGUUCAGAAAACGGUAGUGGAAUACCAGGAGGAGAACGAUCGACUACGUAGAUUGCUGCGGAUCACACCGGACAUUAAACUAUGUAGAAUAGAUUCCCUGCAGUUCUCUGAAGAAGAGAUUUCCCCUGAGCAGCAGUCCUGUGAGCAGGAGUGGAACCACAGUACGGAGCAGGAGGACCCAGAACCAACACUGAUUAAAGAAGAGCAGGAUGAACGCCAGACCAGUCAGGAGGAAGAUCAGUUUCAAGGGCUGGAGGAUGUCAUAGAGUUCAAAUUUACUCCUACCUGUGUGAAACGUGAAUGGGAUCAGAAGUACCCACUUCAGUCCUUAAAUCUUUCUACCACCCAGAUGGUGGAGAACAACGGCAGCAACUCUAAACCAGUCAAUCUCAUGCAUUUUGGUACUGGAACACAUGACAUGGAGUGGCUUAAGAACAAAACCUUUACCUGUGACCUUCCAGCUAAUCUAAGCAAUGCCUCCCGCAACAACUUAAACAAUAACCCAGUAAAACAUUUCAGCAACCCAUCUUUGGAUCACAGCCCACCACUGGAUUUGCACCCAUUUAUUGAAGAGCACAGUUCCAAACCCAGCCUUUCAUCUAGAAAAACAAACCGCUGCCGUGUCUGUGGUGAAACGUUUCCUUUGAAAGCUGACUUGAAGAGGCAUGUGACUCUCACCAAGAAGACUCCCAGGGAAUGCCGCUCCUGCAAAAAACACUACAACUCCAACUGUAAACUGAAGGCCCAUGUACGACUCUGUCAUGGUGGGAAACUCUGCACUUGUCCUGUUUGUCAUAAAACAUUUCAACUCAAGGGAGCCCUGUCCAGACAUUUGACAAUUCACACAAGAGAGAAAAUGUUUAGAUGUGGUGACUGUGGGAAGAGCUUUCAUGGUAAGAGGAACCUAUCCUGUCAUAUUCGAACUCACACAGGAGAGAAACCUUUUAGCUGUGAAGACUGUGGAAAAAGCUUCAGUUUCAAGGGGAACCUAACCACACACAAACUGACUCACUCAGGAGAGAAGCCAUUUAGCUGUCCGGACUGUGGGAAAAGCUUCCUUCAAAAGAGGCACCUAAUCAAUCAUUUAAGGACUCACACAGGAGAAAAACCAUUUAGUUGUGAUGACUGUGGGAAACGUUUCUGUCAGAAGGUGCACCUAAUCGGUCAUAUAAGGACCCACACAGGAGAAAAGCCAUUUAGUUGUGGUGACUGUGGGAAAAGCUUCAAUCAGAAGUCGCACCUCAAUGGACAUAUUCAAACUCACAAAGGAGAGAAACCAUUUAUCUGUGGUGACUGUGGGAAACGCUUUGGUCAGAAGGGGGAUUUAAGGAGGCACAUACGGAGUCACACAGGAGAGAAACCUUAUGGCUGCUCAAUCUGUGGUAAAAGAUUCACUCGGAACACUCCUCUGCUGAGCCAUGUGGAUAAAGUUCACAAACUAAGAAAGGAGGACAAAACAUGAAAAAGCGAAAUGGAUAAGAUUGAUUGUGGGUCAUUCCAUUUUAGUAAGCUUUGGCAUCCAUCGUGUUGUAUUGUUCCAAAAUAUCUCCUGAACAGUUACGGUUAGCAGUCCUGCAUCAUAUUUAUUGACCAUUUUCGAACCAGAUGUUAACAGGUUCUGAACAUUAGAUGCUGAGGUUUCUGCUGUUAAGUAAAAAAGUGAAAAUUACGCGAUUUCAGUGUUGA
Esox lucius (northern pike) is the source of this 1897-nucleotide messenger RNA. Its product is annotated as zinc finger protein OZF. Gene Ontology annotation, molecular function: RNA polymerase II cis-regulatory region sequence-specific DNA binding; zinc ion binding; DNA-binding transcription factor activity. The record is from RefSeq and is a predicted model, not a curated record. Lineage: Eukaryota; Metazoa; Chordata; Actinopteri; Esociformes; Esocidae. Gene Ontology annotation, biological process: regulation of transcription by RNA polymerase II. The transcript has 2 exons. Bases 138 to 1673 code for a protein of 511 amino acids.